Molecule: messenger RNA, 1270 nt
Organism: Varanus komodoensis (Komodo dragon)
Lineage: Eukaryota; Metazoa; Chordata; Lepidosauria; Squamata; Varanidae
Gene: B3GNT3
Product: UDP-GlcNAc:betaGal beta-1,3-N-acetylglucosaminyltransferase 3
Exons: 2
Coding region: 1-1146 (381 amino acids)
Cellular component (GO): membrane
Molecular function (GO): hexosyltransferase activity
Source: RefSeq, a predicted model, not a curated record
AUGCUUCGGCACUGGUGCUACAAGCUGGAAGCCACCCUCCUGAUUGUGGUAGGAUUCACAGGCUUGUUGUUUCUUCUCCAAACAAACAGACCUUCCAAUGUGCAUGUUUCCAAGGAGGAAAGGGAAGGCCCAGCUCUGAUCCUGCCAAUUACUACUGAAAUGUCCAAACCCAUCAUGGAGUGCCAGGCAAACAAGCUGGCAGCCAAUGUCUCUGGCUUUGCAGAACUGCCUGCUCACAUCAAAGACUUCUUGUGGUAUAAACAUUGCAAAGAAUUCCCACUGCUCCUAGAUGUCCCAGAGAAAUGCGGCAGUCCAAAAAUCUCCCAUGAGGUCUUCUUGCUCUUGGCCAUCAAGUCCUCACCCGGGAACUAUGAGCGGCGUGAGGUCAUCCGCAAGACGUGGGGGCAAGAACGCAUGUUUGCAGGCAUGCGCAUUCGGCGGGUCUUCCUCGUGGGGGAAGCAGCAAAUGCCCAGGAAGCAUGGAAGCUCAGCCGGCUGCUGAAGCUAGAGUCCGAGGAGAACAGGGACAUUCUCCAGUGGGCCUUCCAGGAUAGCUUCUUCAACUUGACCCUCAAGCAGGUUCUGUUCCACAGCUGGAUGGAGGCCAGGUGCCCGGGCGUCCGUUUCAUCUUCAACGGCGAUGAUGAUGUUUUUGCCAACACCAACAAUAUUGUCCAUUAUCUGCUGAGUGUUCCUGGUGCAGGAGAUGAACAUCUUUUUGUGGGGCAGUUGAUUACCAACGUGGGCCCCAUCCGUGAGAAGUGGAGCAAAUAUUAUGUGCCAGAGCAAGUGACCACGUCCAACUCUUACCCGCCGUAUUGCGGGGGCGGGGGCCUGCUCAUGUCUGGUUACACUUCCCGCACCAUCUACAAAGAAUCUCUUGGCAUUGAGCUGUUCCCCAUUGAUGACGUCUACUUGGGGAUGUGCCUGCAGAAAGCAGGGCUCAUGCCCUCCUCCCAUAUGGGUAUCCGGACAGUGGGCGUGAGGUUGCCGUCCUCGCGAGUGAGCUCGUUCGAUCCCUGUUACUAUAGAGAGCUCCUCUUGGUCCAUCGAUUUGUGCCCUACGAGAUGCUAGUGAUGUGGAAUGCCAUCCACCAGCCAGACCUGGUCUGUGGAAAGAAAACUGAGGUCUACCAGAGCUUCUGAGGGUCUCAAGAGUGGUGGGGGAUUCAGAGAGGACAGAGGAAUCUAAAACUGUAGAUUGGAAAUACCACUUUUCUUGCAGGAAGUUGUUUGCAGAUGGCAUGCACUGCACUACCUACAAAAGCUG